Lycium ferocissimum is the source of this 1343-nucleotide messenger RNA. RefSeq names its product josephin-like protein. The record is from RefSeq and is a predicted model, not a curated record. Gene Ontology annotation, molecular function: cysteine-type deubiquitinase activity. The coding region runs from base 242 to 790 and encodes 182 amino acids. Gene Ontology annotation, biological process: protein deubiquitination. The transcript is spliced from 2 exons. Lineage: Eukaryota; Viridiplantae; Streptophyta; Magnoliopsida; Solanales; Solanaceae.
ACUUAUAUUUUAAAAAUAUUCAACAGUUUUGAGUGUGGGUAAGUGAAGGGGGCCAAAUAUCGACGAAGCAGACAGUAUACCGUCAAAUCUUAUAUGCUGAAACUUCUGGACUGGACAGUAGUGUGCAAAGACUGGAUAAAAAGAGAAAGGAAAAAGCUUGUGUAAGUAAUAGUCAAUUGAGUUGCUCAAUAAUUCUUGAUUUGCAAUUGUUGGUUCUUGCUGUGUUUUAGCCAUCAAUCAUAUGGAGGAAGGAAAAAUGAAAAUAUAUCACGAGAGGCAAAGAUUACAGCUGUGCCUCUUACAUUCCCUCAACAAUCUCUUCCAGGCAAAAGAUGCGUUUACGAGAUCUGAUUUAAAUUCCAUUGCUGGAAAACUUGAUAUGGAUGACCCUAACAGGGGAAGCUGGAGUCCUGUGUCAAUUGUUUUUAAGCCUCAUCAUAAUGAAAUCACUGGGAACUAUGAUAUAAACGUAUUGAUUGCUGCACUGGAACAGAAAGGCAAAAGUGUUGUUUGGCAUGAUAGACGAAAUGGGGCUUCUUCAAUUGAUCUUGAUGGAACUGAUGAUCAACUGAUGGGAAUUGUUCUUAAUGUUCCUGUUAGAAAGUUUAACGGCCUUUGGAGAAGCAGGCAUUGGGUAACAUUAAGAUGUAUUCAAGGGUUUUGGUAUAAUCUGGACAGUGAUUUUGCUGCUCCUUAUGCUUUUAAAGAUACCCAAGAAGUUAGGGAGUUCUUGGAUGGUAUCAUUACUGCUGGUGCUGAGGUUUUACUGGUCAUGAAUGAUAAACAAUGAGUUUUAAGAUGUUCUUUUACCUUCUCAAACAAAGAUGUUCUUUAACUAUGGCUGCCGUUUGAUUUCCUUUUUGACUUAAGCUGUUUGAAGCACUGUGGAUGGGACAUGUCAAGACUUUAGUUCCCAGGUUUGCUACUAAUACAUGCCAUGGGCACAUGCUGGAAGGUGUUAGCGCUGUGAUGGGUUUUCUUUUGGCCUACUACGUUUCCUGUUUCUCAGCUGCAUGUCUGCUGUGAGAUGCCAAUAUUAGUCUGACAUAUUCUAUAUUUACUCUGUGGAGGUUUAGCAUUUGCAUCAGGACAGUUGCUGAUGAGAAACUGCAUCCUCAGAAUGGGAGCAUUUUAUGGAUUGUUUGUAUCAUGUUCAUUUGUUUGGUUGUGAUAAGCUUGCUUGAAGCAAGAUACCUUCGUAUAUGUACUGGUUAGUGCAACAUGUUAGGCGUUUCUUGUGAAUUCUUUUCACUGUUUUAGAAGUUAUUUUAUACACUAUCUGAUUGACUAUAGUUGAAAAUAAUUCAAGUUUUGACUUGAGUUAUCUCCUUAAAGGCAUACUU